AUGACUAGAUCUGUAGAUUUGGCUAUUAUUGGCUCUGGAGUUGUUGGAUCAGCUUAUAUAAAUCAAUUAAAGAAUUUAAAAGGUGCUAUUAAAUUUAAUGUUAUUUAUUUAGCUAGAUCAUCAAAAGAAGCUUUAUACAGUAAAGAUUAUCAACCUGUCGAUUUAUCAAAUUAUAAAACAGCAAAAGCUGAACCUAUUUUAUCAUUAGAUGAUUUAGUUAACUAUUUAAAGAAUGCUAAUAAACCAGUUAUAUUAGUUGAUAAUACUUCAAAUGAAUCAAUUGCAAAUUAUUAUCCAAAUUUUAUUAAAAAUGGUAUUUCAAUUGCCACACCAAAUAAGAAAGCAUUUUCAUCAAAUUUAAAAAUUUGGAAAGAAAUUUGGGAUUCAGAAUCUCAAGCAAAUUCAGGUAUAGUUUAUCAUGAAUCAACUGUUGGUGCAGGUUUACCUAUAAUUGGUCCAUUAAAAGAUUUAGUUUUAACUGGUGAUAAAAUUGAUAAAAUUGAAGGUAUCUUUUCAGGUACAUUAUCAUAUAUUUUCAAUGAAUUCUCAACAAUUGAAAAAAAUGAUAUUAAAUUUUCUGAUAUUGUUAAAAAGGCUAAAGAUUUAGGUUAUACUGAACCAGAUCCAAGAGAUGAUUUAAAUGGUUUAGAUGUUGCUAGAAAAGUUACUAUAUUAGCUAGAAUUUCAGGUUUAGAGGUCGAAUCACCAACUAGUUUCCCAGUUGAAAGUUUAAUUCCAAAACAAUUGGAAUCUGUUGAAUCAUCAGCUGAAUUUUUAGAAAAAUUACCUGAAUUUGAUAAUGAAAUUCAAAAAAUUAAAGAUGAAGCAUUUAAUAAUCAACAAGUAUUGAGAUUUAUUGGUGAAGUUGAUUUAAAAAAUAAUAAAGCAUCAGUUGGAAUUGGUAAAUAUUCAUUUGAUCAUCCAUUUGCAUCACUAAAAGGAAGUGAUAAUGUCGUUUCGAUUAAAUCUGAAAGAUAUCCAAAUCCUUUAAUUAUUCAAGGUGCUGGUGCUGGUGCUGAAGUCACUGCUCAUGGUGUUUUAGCUGAUACUGUUAAAAUAGCUGAAAGAAUUGCAAAUUAA
This is a messenger RNA of Insectozyma verbasci, 1080 nucleotides long. The record is from the annotation of a GenBank genome assembly. Lineage: Eukaryota; Fungi; Ascomycota; Pichiomycetes; Serinales; Debaryomycetaceae.